Molecule: messenger RNA, 1828 nt
Organism: Ostrinia furnacalis (Asian corn borer)
Lineage: Eukaryota; Metazoa; Arthropoda; Insecta; Lepidoptera; Crambidae
Gene: Sc2
Product: trans-2,3-enoyl-CoA reductase Sc2
Exons: 6
Coding region: 242-1144 (300 amino acids)
Biological process (GO): very long-chain fatty acid biosynthetic process
Molecular function (GO): oxidoreductase activity, acting on the CH-CH group of donors; protein binding
Source: RefSeq, a predicted model, not a curated record
AACAAAUCACUGGUUGACUGAUGAAUGACGGACGGACGGACUACGGACGGAGCUCGCUCGCUCGCAUCGACUCGUCGUCGCUCAUUUUUGUAAAAUUCAUUGAUUGAUUGCCAUUGGCGGAUUUACCAUAAAUUAACAACAUUUUAUGGCAGGCGGGAGUAUUCUUUGGGCUGUAUUGCUGUACAUAGAAACACAGGUUGACGUGAUUUGAAGAGAUCUAGUUGUGUGGCUACAGAAGAAAAUGGAAAUCGAAAUUUUAAGCGUCGCCGGUUCUAAGCCGCUUGGAAAAAUACAACUGAAAGAAGAUGCAACGGUAAAAGACGUAAAAGAUAAAAUUCAUAGAAGUAUAAAGAAGUUUCUUUACCCUGACCGUCAAGCUAUCAAAUUAGAAGCAAAGGGAAAAGCUUUGAAUGAUGAGGAUUCACUGAAAUCCUUAAAUGUGCAAAAUGGUGCCAAGUUGUACUUAAAAGAUCUGGGUCCUCAGAUUGCUUGGAAGAAUGUGUUUUUAGCUGAAUAUGCUGGACCUCUCCUUGUCUAUUUAUGGGUUUAUCAACGUCCAUGGCUCGUUUAUGGUGCUCAAAAUUCUUCCCCUGGAGCUGUUGCCAAUGUUGCUGCAUUAUGCUGGACUGGACAUUAUGCUAAGAGGCUCUUAGAAACUUUAUUUGUGCACCGCUUUUCUCAUGGCACAAUGCCACUCAGCAACUUGUUCAAGAACUGUGGAUAUUACUGGAUGUUUACCUUAUAUGUGGCAUACCACGUCAACCAUCCUCUAUACACACCUCCAAGUGAUACCUGGUUCUAUGUUGGUUUGACUGGUUUUGUACUGUGCGAAUUGGGAAAUUUGAGCAUUCACAUUUUGUUGAAAAACCUCAGGCCACCGGGCACCAAAGUGCGACGAAUCCCUGUUCCUGAUGGAAAUCCUCUAACUCAACUUUUCAACUUUGUCUCUUGUCCCAACUAUACCUACGAGUUUGGAUCAUGGCUCUUCUUCACAAUUAUGACCAAAUGUGCUCCAGCUGGUUUGUUUGCGGCGGCCGGCUUCUAUCAAAUGGCUGUUUGGGCACUCGGCAAACAUCGCAACUACAAGAAGGAAUUCCCGGAGUACCCUAAAGGACGCAAAGCCAUCUUGCCAUUCAUCCUUUAAGUCAAUAUUUUUUAUUUGUCCCUUCAAAACAUUAGUAGUUAGUUGUAGGGGACCGCUUCUUAGUUUAUCUAAAUCUAAUCUUAUAAUAGCCCCUUUAGCUGUUUAAUAUCUCAUUGAUUGUCCCGUAAAGCAAAAAGCCGUGGUCAUGGUAUUGCUCUCUAAAAAUAUUCUAUUAUUAUCUUCUUUUUAUAUUUGAUAGCAAGGAUUUACUUUUUGGAAUCUGCCAUGUCGUAAAAUGUGAUAAUCCACANCAACCACUCUAUAUCUCUACUGUUAUUUAUAAUCCACACUGAUGGAUGAUCCGGUAAACCAGACCACGGCAUCUUUGUGUGUGUAUAUCACCGUUAUUUAAAAUUGCCAGGUAACUUUUAUCUAGAGAAUAAACUCGUACUGACAUAUUUUUUCUACAUAAAAGUUAUAAUAUAUUUAGAAUAGCAAUUACCACUCUAGCUAGAGUAAUAAUGGUCAGGUUAUGGGUUGGCUGUAGUACAGGUGAUGGCUUUAUUUAUUAUGGAAUGCAUGAAAGUAUAUUCUCAUACAAUGAAUGAAUUGAGUAAGUUUUAAUUUUUUUUAUUUAAAAAGGGCAUUUAAACUUCAUAGAACGUCGUUAUUUAGUUCUAAGAUAAUUUUUAUGUUACUUUAUUUCGGGCAAAUAUUGUGAAGCAAUUCAUAGGCAAUCAACCA